AUGGGAGAAGCUAGCUUCUUGGUCAAUCCUAAUAACACUCUAGCUGAUCAAAAUGUUCUUAGGAACAAAAUGACAAUAGAUACAUUGAGUAGUAAAAUGGAAGCAUUGUCGAAAGAAUAUGGUCGAGCUCUGUCUCCAAAUGCAAAUGGAUUGAUCUUCAAGAUGCAUCUGUACAGUAGAUCCUGCAAUGACCAUUCAGUCUUCGCCUUUCCGAUAUGUCCUCUUUGCUUUUCAAGUCCCUGA
Messenger RNA from Microthlaspi erraticum, 243 nucleotides. The record is from the annotation of a GenBank genome assembly. NCBI's taxonomy places the organism in Eukaryota, Viridiplantae, Streptophyta, Magnoliopsida, Brassicales, Brassicaceae.